Periconia digitata is the source of this 738-nucleotide messenger RNA. The record is from the annotation of a GenBank genome assembly. Lineage: Eukaryota; Fungi; Ascomycota; Dothideomycetes; Pleosporales; Periconiaceae.
CAAACUGACUGGCUGGCUGUUUGAACUUUUGCCGGCCAAGCAUCCAUUGAAUCUGUUUUUUCCAUUUAUACUCACCCAGGCUGUCCGAAUAAUGGUCGUCUCGGUAGCAGCUGUACGGUAGAUUUGGCGCGACAUGGGCGAGGGCCAAAAGGGGCAUAGGCAGGCAAUACGGCAUGUUUCAAGUGUUCCCAAUGGGUGUGCAGCCAAAGACACGAGGCCUGUUGGAGUAGUGAAAGCUACCCAUCUUUGUACGUGCCGACCAUCAGUCAGCCAUUGUCGCUCUCUCCAUCCAGUGCUGUUGCCAUGCAAUGAGUGCAGCAGAUAUGGAUCGGCAGGGCGGGCGAGUCCAUCUUGUCCGAUUGCCUUGUGUACCUCCCCAUACGUUGACAAACGUUUGCCCUACUCCACACGCCCGAGAACGACGAUGACGAUGACGAUGACGAUGACAGCAGCAACAACAGCAACAGCAGCAGCAGUAAUCAAUCAAUUGAGCAAUCUAUCCAUCCAUCAGUCAGUCAGUGCUCUGUCAAGGCCGACGACGGUCGCGUGUUUCGGAGCGGCAGCCCAAAAAGCAAAAAGACAGUAGACAGACGGCAGGUUGCCCCUGACCGCCCGGAUCAACCCACCCCUGCGCCCCUUCCCCUUGCGGUCCCUAGUUUAUCCCCAAUCCGCUCUAGCCGUUUGAUCGUGUCCGCCAGCUCCCUGCAAGUCACUCCUGCCCUGCCCUGUCCUGCCUGC